GCAACCAUUCUCCAAUCUCUUGUUUACAUGUACACCCAAAAUUCAUACUUUUAUAGCGUAGAUAAGGUAGCCAAAUUUACCCAAAUCAAAUCCAAAUGGCAUCCAUUACCACUACCCAUGAACAACAAGAAGAGGAAGAACAGCGCCAGUAUGCCAUGCAAAUUGCGAGUGCAUCACUACUGCCCAUGGCCUUAAAGGCAGCAACAGAACUAGGCGUGCUCGAGAUUUUGGAAAAAGCUGGUCCUACUGUCCAGCUUUCCUCUUCUCAAAUUGCCUCCCAACUUACUAUCCUUAACCCCCUGUUGCUCGACUGUAUCCUCCGCCUUCUCGCCAGCAAUCGUGUGCUCACAUGCUCUGUAACCUCCAACGGUCAUGAUGGCCAGCUUCAUAGCUUAUAUGGUUUAGGACCUGUGGCCAAAUACUUCAUCAAAAACCAUGAUGGGGGAUGCUUGGCUCCCCUUCUAGCUAUGAUACAGGACAAAGUUAUGAUGGAAACUUGGUACCAUUUAAAAGAUGCAGUGGUUGAAGGAGGAACUCCAUUCGAUAAGGCACACAAGAUGAACGGCAUCGAGUACAUGGGAUAAUCAUUUAGUCGGUGGUUUUUUGCUAUUGAAAUUUUAUUCACUAACAUGGUAUCAUAAUUUUGCAUGGAACAGUGGAUACUCCACAUGUGGGAUGAUCAAGACGUCAUAAAGCUGUUAAAGAAUUGCUAUGAAGCUUUGCCAAGUAAUGGGAAAGUGAUAGCAGUGGACAUGGUAGUUCCAGAAACCACCGGAACUAAUACUGCAGCUAGAAGCUUGCUGCAGACAUGUUUGCUGCUGACAAGCAUGAACUCCAAGGGAAAGGAAAGAACAUACAGAGAAAUCCAAACUCUGGCCAAAAAGGCAGGGUUUUCUGAGGUUCAAGUUGCAUGUUGUGCUUAUAAUUUCUCAGUUGUGGAGUUCCUUAAACACGUUUGACUAUGUUAUUGUUAAGCCACUCCUUGUCUCCCGAACUCUCAAGUCUGUUUGGCAUCUUAAGCAGCCGAUUUUAUGCAUCAGAGCUUUAUCCUAUCAGGAAUUUAACCCAGAUGUUCUAUAGUACUACGAAUUUAUGAGCACGGUGUUGUGGUUACAAUACCAGAUCAGAAUCUCCAGCAAUUACAGAGAGAGCAUUUAAGUAUUCUAUUUUACAAGGCAAAUACACCAUUUUACUUUCAGUUACUUCUCUUAGCCAUCUCUAAUCCCAGGUUUCCAAGAACCCAUGACUUAUUAGCGAGCUACUGCUGCAACACACUGCUUCCAUCAAUUUCAUAAACUAGACUAGCAACCAACUUUUAACUCAUACAGAACUCUAAGAAGCCAAGAAGCUGGUUUAGCCUUGCUACAGAGGAAAUUAUUGCAGCCUAAUUGCUAAUCUAGAAUGGCUUCAACCUUACUCCAUAAUUUACCCCCCAGCUUUAUACUAGGAAAUAAUCGCAGAUGAGGCUGAUUAAGGUAACUCUUGAUCACAAAAGAUAGAGAGUAU
Manihot esculenta (cassava) is the source of this 1506-nucleotide messenger RNA. RefSeq names its product caffeic acid 3-O-methyltransferase. Gene Ontology annotation, molecular function: S-adenosylmethionine-dependent methyltransferase activity; O-methyltransferase activity; protein dimerization activity. Bases 96 to 584 code for a protein of 162 amino acids. Gene Ontology annotation, biological process: methylation. The record is from RefSeq and is a predicted model, not a curated record. The transcript is spliced from 2 exons. Lineage: Eukaryota; Viridiplantae; Streptophyta; Magnoliopsida; Malpighiales; Euphorbiaceae.